GGGAAGUCAGAGAAAAUUGCUCCUUUAAGAGAGCUGUGGGCUCGGACUUUUUUCAUUGACUCUAUUAUUGGAAUUUGUUCAGAAUCAACGGGAAACUACUUGAAAGUCUAAAGACAAAGAGGUUCUGUGACAUUUCGUGACUGAAAAAAUGUCUGACUCUGGAGUCAAUCCACACUUGGAGGGAAUUAUUUCAGAUUUUGAAGCUCUGAAGAGGUCCUUUGAGGUGGAGGAUGUCGACUCUUCAGCUCACUCUUCCCCUGGCUCCCGCCGGACCACCAGCUCCCCUCACCGCAACGCCAUGUCUCCUACCAGCAUCUACUACCGUGACCUGGGCACCCCCGCCAACAACAACAACAACCUCAACUACACCCAGCCUCGCUCCAUUAUGGGUGGAGGAGGCUCCAAGACCCCCGAGCCUGUGUCACGCCGCUCCGAACUUUCCAUCGACAUCUCCUCCUCCUCCAGCAAGCAGGUGGAUAACAUCACCAGCCCCUCCUCCUCGCGCUUUGUGACCAGCAGCGCACUGAAACGCCCCGAGGUCCUGGGCCACUCCAGGACCCCGGAGAUGAGCCACAAGAGGGAGGUCACGUUCGCCAAGACGCCCACUGACUCCCCGGCGAUUCGGCGCACUGAGGGCAACAAUAACAACAAUGGGACCAGCCGCACCCCCGAGCAGAAUCACGCUCGCAAGUUUGAGCCCCCCAGUCCCGGGGAUGUACGUAAACCUGACAUCAGCAUCACCAGAGCUCCGCCUGAGAACAACGGCCAUCACCCAGCAGUGCACCACCCACACCACCCCAACCCACACCACAACACCAUUGUGACCACCUUCCGCUGCGCCUCACCCAACCAUGGACGCAGAUCCCCCAACCCUGAAAGGUCAGAGGUCAAUCUGAGCCACAGCAGCAACAUGUCUGAGUCCGCCAAGCCCCACCACCCCGGUCCUCAAGUCAAGGGGGAGAAACCCCAUGGCGGCGACUUCAGCUACGUGGGCAUCGAUGCCAUCCUGGAGCAGAUGAGGAGGAAGGCCAUGAAGCAGGGUUUCGAGUUCAACAUCAUGGUUGUGGGGCAAAGCGGCCUGGGGAAGUCCACCCUGAUGAAUACCCUGUUCAAAUCCAAGGUGAGCCGUAAAUCUGUCCUGCCCAACCCAGAGGAGAGGAUCCCCAAGACCAUCGAGAUCAAGUCCAUCAGUCACGAUAUUGAGGAGAAAGGAGUGAGGAUGAAGUUGACAGUAAUCGACACUCCUGGCUUUGGAGAUCACAUCAACAAUGAAAACUGCUGGCAGCCCAUCAUGAAGUUCAUCAAUGACCAGUAUGAAGCCUACCUGCAGGAGGAAAUCCACAUCAACAGGAAGAAGAGGAUCCCAGACUCCAGGGUGCACUGUUGCAUAUACUUCAUUCCUCCCACAGGCCACUGUCUCAGGCCUCUGGAUGUGGAGUUCAUGAGGCGACUCAGCAAGGUGGUCAACAUCGUCCCCGUCAUCGCCAAGGCUGACACACUCACCCUGGAGGAGAGGGACUUCUUCAAACAGACGAUUAGAGAGGAGCUGCGAGCCAACGGGAUCGACGUUUACCCCCAGAAAGAGUUUGACGAGGACGCAGAAGACAGGAUGAUCAAUGACAAAAACAGGGAGAUGAUCCCUUUUGCUGUGGUGGGCAGUGACCAGGAGUACCAGGUGAACGGGAAGAGGAUUCUGGGGAGGAAAACAAAAUGGGGCACCAUUGAGGUUGAGAACAUUGCACACUGUGAGUUUGCUUACCUGCGAGACCUCCUCAUCAGGACACACAUGCAGAACAUCAAGGACAUCACAGGCAGCAUCCACUACGAGGCGUAUCGUGUCCGCAGGUUAAAUGAGUCCAACGGCCAUUUCACCCCUCAUCCCACUGUUGAGCCCAAAGCCAACGGUCAGCCCGAGGCGCAGCCCAGCGCCCUGCAGGCCAACGGAGUGGCUGCCCAGCACGAAGCCCUGUCCCACGAGAUGUAGAGAGUCCUGUGUGGUGCCAAAUUAGGAUUUUCAGGACACAGUCAGGCACAAAGGAUACACACACACACACACACUCAUGCUGUGAAGACCAUUGUUGUGACAUAGAAGGACUACCUAACCACAGCUUUUAAUUUAUCAGGAGGUUACACGACACAGGACUCAGUAAAUUCCAGCAUUUUCCGUCCGUGGGCUCGUUUCUUGUCUUUUUCCUUUUUUUUGCAAGUCUGAGCAAAAAUCAUGUAUUCACUGCAGACCCGCAUAUCGUACUCCCCCCCCCCCCCCCCCCCCCACACACACAUCUGCUUGACUCCCCAACACAAUCUACAUUCAGGAUUGUUUACAAUAAAACCAUGAUCAUUGUCAUAGCAUAUUUUUCGGGCAUCCGUUGAUUGUCGGCUUUGCAACAAAAUGUCAACGACUUACAGUAACGAUGAAGCAACGGACAAAAGAUUUUGAUCAGAAUAAAUUAAAAGAUAUGGGAAAACGACAUCCAGUGGAAAAAGCCUGUGGGGUGCUGUCCACCUUUCCAGGAUCUUGGGUUAGCCGGAGGUUUCAAACUGAAGUACAGCAUAUGAUCUGGGGAUGUUACAAGAUUAGCUCUAAAGUAGAAAUAACUGUUAGUGCCACUGGCCUGCGUUGUGUUGUGGUGUAUAGUUUUGUAUAGAUAAUCGGGUUAAGUAGGGAUAUUUAGAUUAGUUUUAUAGUAUUACGGAGGAAGUAAAGAUAUUGCUGACACCUCUGCACUGCAAAAUAAAAAAAAGAAAGCAAUAGCAGUGUGGAGCAGCUUUGGUGGAAAGAUGAGUCCUCUUGUCAUUUUUCCGUUGUGUUAUGAUGUUUUCAAAACCCUUGGUUGCCAAACCAUCCCGUCUCUUUCUAUAUAAUGCCAAUAUCGUGUAAUACAGUCAUACCUUGCAUUUUACAUCGCUCAUUUACUUAUUGAAUUUUUAUUGCUGUUGUUCAUGGUCUAAUACUAUUGUAUGAGAUGGGGUUGUGGAGGAAUGUGUGCAACUGUUAUCCCAUUUUUUUCUGACUGUAAACCAAAUAGUCCUUUUUUUCUGUUCUAAAGAGAAGCACAUGCAGUACAUAGAGUUGAUUUAUGAAUAGGUAUUUAUGUGUAUGUUUAGUGUAAUCAGCAUUAUUCAACUUCCAUUCCAGCUGUUGGCUUCCAGAGGUUUGUACGUUUAGCGUUUGUUUUUUGUCGCCUGCAUUCAUACAGUAUGUCCUGCCCUGUUGCUUAGGCUCCACUGUAACUGGUGUCCAAGGAGUUCACCCGCUCGUGAAGUUGUCUGUAUUCGUUUAUUCAAUUUUAAUAAUUAUGACUGAUCCUGCCAAUAGAUAAAUGGUUAGAGCAGCGACAUUUCCAUGACAUGCGUAAAGCAUUUUAUCAAGAGGAUUUAUUUUCCUUUUUUAUUAAGAGGAAGAAUUUGUGCCAACAAACUUAAAUAACACACAUUUACAUGAUGCCACUGUAUUUGUAUUAUUUGUGAAAAAUUAUACAUUCAUGCACACUCACGGGAUGUUUUAUAGAGGCUACAUCUAAAUUCAUGACUUCCUCAUAAUUUACCUAACAAACAUGGUCAACAUUGUUCGUUUUGCCUCUUUAAGUCUCAAUAAAAAUAUUUUCCAUACAUGCAAAGAGAAGAGAAAACUAUUGUCUUUUAUCCAGAGAGAGUUAUUAGGUUACACUUUGUUUACUGUUGUAUAGUUCUUGUGUAAUUUGUUAUGGUAUUAUAGAUCAAGGUUUUAUCUUUGAUAUGCUAUCUCAAAAAAAUAAAGAUUGAUAUUUUUAUUGUUUAAAGUUGA
Scophthalmus maximus (turbot) is the source of this 3787-nucleotide messenger RNA. RefSeq names its product septin 9b (gene sept9b). Gene Ontology annotation, molecular function: molecular adaptor activity; GTPase activity; GTP binding. NCBI's taxonomy places the organism in Eukaryota, Metazoa, Chordata, Actinopteri, Pleuronectiformes, Scophthalmidae. Gene Ontology annotation, biological process: cytoskeleton-dependent cytokinesis. Gene Ontology annotation, cellular component: microtubule cytoskeleton; septin ring; septin complex. The transcript has 11 exons. The record is from RefSeq and is a predicted model, not a curated record. Bases 149 to 1984 code for a protein of 611 amino acids.